Aspergillus steynii IBT 23096 is the source of this 1629-nucleotide messenger RNA. RefSeq names its product class II fumarate hydratase. The coding region runs from base 1 to 1629 and encodes 542 amino acids. The transcript has 6 exons. Gene Ontology annotation, cellular component: mitochondrion; tricarboxylic acid cycle heteromeric enzyme complex. Gene Ontology annotation, molecular function: fumarate hydratase activity. Lineage: Eukaryota; Fungi; Ascomycota; Eurotiomycetes; Eurotiales; Aspergillaceae. The record is from RefSeq and is a predicted model, not a curated record. Gene Ontology annotation, biological process: malate metabolic process; fumarate metabolic process; tricarboxylic acid cycle.
AUGUUGUCAUCCACCAACUCCUCCCGGGCGGUGCGCUCGAUGGCCUCCUUCGCAUCGCGAGCCACCGCCAGCUCUCCCGCAAUCUCCCGCAGUGCUUUGCGCUCCCCCGCAUCGUUCGGUUGCCGCUCCUUGAGCUCCAAUAGCCGACCUCUUCAACAAUUCCCCCGCCUUCAGUCCCUCAACACCAUCGCCAACAAGAGAGCUUUUGGCACAACCCUCAGAAUGGCUUCCGCUCCUCGUACCGAAAGUGAUGCCUUUGGCGAAAUCCAGGUCCCCGGUGACAAGUACUGGGGUGCGCAGACUCAGCGCUCCCUGGGCAACUUCGACAUCAACCAGCCCCAGGACCGCAUGCCCGCCGCCGUGGUCAAGGCUUUCGGUAUCCUGAAGGGUGCUGCUGCCACCGUGAACAUGAAAUAUGGCCUUGACCCUAAGAUCGGUGCGGCCAUCCAGCAGGCUGCUGCCGAGGUUGCGGAGGGCAAGCUUUUGGACCACUUCCCCCUCGUCGUUUGGCAGACCGGCUCCGGCACCCAAUCCAACAUGAACUCCAACGAGGUCAUCUCCAACCGUGCCAUCGAGAUUCUGGGAGGUCAGAUGGGCUCGAAGAAGCCCGUUCACCCCAACGACCACGUUAACAUGUCCGCCUCCUCCAACGACUCUUUCCCCACCGCCAUGCACAUCGCCGCCGUUAUGGAGCUGGAGAACACCCUGCUUCCUUCCCUGAAGAGCCUCCGCGAUGCCCUUCAGGUCAAGGUGGAGAAGUUUGAGAAGAUCAUCAAGAUUGGCCGUACUCACUUGCAGGACGCCACUCCCCUGACUCUUGGCCAGGAGUUCUCCGGCUACGUCGCCCAGCUCGACCGCAACAUCGAGCGUGUGCAGGCCUCGCUCCCCCACCUUCGGUUCCUGGCCCAGGGUGGAACCGCCGUCGGCACCGGUCUCAACACCUUCAAGGGAUUCGAUGAGGCCAUCGCUGCCGAGGUCUCCAAGCUGGCCGGUACUGAAUUCAAGACCGCCCCCAACAAGUUCGAGGUCCUGGCCGCCCAUGACGCCAUCGUCGAGGCCUCCGGCUCUCUGAACACCCUUGCCUGCUCUCUCUUCAAGAUUGCCCAGGAUAUCCGUUACCUUGGAUCCGGCCCUCGCUGUGGUCUGGGCGAGCUGGUUCUCCCCGAGAACGAGCCCGGCUCCUCGAUCAUGCCCGGAAAGGUUAACCCCACCCAGUGCGAGUCCCUCACCAUGGUCUGCUCUCAGGUUAUGGGUAACCACGUCGCUGCCACCGUUGGUGGUAUGAACGGCCAGUUCGAACUGAACGUCUUCAAGCCCGUCAUGAUCCACAACCUGCUGCACAGCGUGCGCAUCCUCUCCGAUGGCAUGACCAGCUUCAAGAAGAACCUCGUUCACGGUCUUGAGGCCAACGAGCCCAGAAUCAACAGUCUCCUUCACGAGAGUCUGAUGCUUGUUACCUGCCUCAACCCCGUCAUUGGCUACGACAUGGCCUCCAAGGUUGCCAAGAACGCUCACAAGAAGGGUCUCACCCUGAAGCAGAGUGCUAUGGAGCUCCAGGCUCUGAGCGAGGAGGACUUCGACAAGCACGUUCGCCCGGAGCUGAUGUUGAGCCCCAAGGAGAAGAAAUAA